AUGAGGAUCACCACUUGGAACGUCAGGGGCCUUUUAGCCCCUGAUAAACAACGCUUGGUUAAACGAGUGUUGCAGAGAGCAGAUAGUGAUAUUGUUUUAUUCCAGGAAACUAAAUUAUGUAUGGACAAAGCUCUUAGUUUUCUCCAUUCUUGCAAUUCAUGGGAAGGUUUUUUUCAAGAAGCCAGAGGCACUGCCAGGGGAUUGGGAAUCCUCUGGAUCCCUCAGAAGAUAAAGGUGACGAAGUUGGAUAAAUCUGAACAUUCGACAUUUGGAGUGGUUCAUAGUUUGAUGGAUAAUGUGGUUUUUCCCUUAAUCAAUGUCUGUGGUCUGAUAAAGACUAAGGAGAAAGUAAAGGUGUGGAAGGACAUUUCUGACAAGAUUGACUCCACUUACAAAGAUAGAGUCAUUGUAGCAGGGGACUUUAAUGCAUUGCUUGAUCUAGAAGAGAAGAAAGGGGGUUUGCUCAUGUACAACAAGGAAGCCAAUAAGAUUUACAAAGGGAGUUUUAGGUUCCAAAGUAUGUGGUGGAGAGAUAAGGAUUUUCUACCAAAUGUGGAAGCAUGGUGGAUAGAAAGUGAUAUUUUUUCAGAAACCCCAAGCUUCUGCUUUGUUAAAAGGCUCAAGAUGGUUAAGCAGAAAAUUAGAGAGUGGAACAAGGUUUCGUUCAAGAAUAUUUUUGCAAAAAAGAUUAGAGUGGAAUCUGAGUUAGAUAAUUUGAACAAAAUUAUCAUCUCAGCAGGAAUGUCCAAUGAUGAGUUUGUCAGAGAAAAACAGCUAAAAAGUGAACUUUCGAAACUUUUGCUCAGAGAGGAAAUUUUCUGGCGGGAUAAAUCAAGGGAGCGUUGGAUCAAUGAAGGAGAUUUGAACACAAAAAUUUUCCAUGCUUAUAUCAAGCCCAAUAGAGCCAACAAUCGGAUUGCCCAUAUUCAAGAUGGUGUCGGAGUCUAG
Messenger RNA from Cryptomeria japonica (Japanese cedar), 948 nucleotides. RefSeq lists its product as uncharacterized. Lineage: Eukaryota; Viridiplantae; Streptophyta; Pinopsida; Cupressales; Cupressaceae. The transcript is spliced from 2 exons. The record is from RefSeq and is a predicted model, not a curated record. Gene Ontology annotation, molecular function: catalytic activity. Bases 1 to 948 code for a protein of 315 amino acids.